Molecule: messenger RNA, 4723 nt
Organism: Morone saxatilis (striped sea-bass)
Lineage: Eukaryota; Metazoa; Chordata; Actinopteri; Moronidae
Gene: plppr2a
Product: phospholipid phosphatase related 2a
Exons: 6
Coding region: 68-1057 (329 amino acids)
Biological process (GO): signal transduction; phospholipid metabolic process; phospholipid dephosphorylation
Molecular function (GO): phosphatidate phosphatase activity
Source: RefSeq, a predicted model, not a curated record
CUCCUCCUCUUCCACCUCCUCCGCCUCUCCAUCCUUUUUUGUCCUCUCGGUUCCUAACGGAGGGAUAAUGUUCUAUUUCCAGCUGGUGAUCAUGGCUGGGACGGUGCUGCUGGCUUACUACUUCGAGUAUACAGACACCUUCCCCGUGCACAUCCAGGGCUUCUUCUGCUACGACAAGACCUUUUCCAAGCCCUACCCUGGUCCGGACGACACCAGCAAGAUCCCCCCUGUGCUCAUCUACUCGCUCGUCACAGCAAUCCCCACUAUCACGAUUCUUGUUGGAGAGCUGUGUGCCUUCUUCACCAAGGCAGAGGGAACACAGGAGAAGACCAUCGUCACUGCAGACUGCUGCUACUUCAACCCCCUCCUGAGACGUAUAAUACGCUUCCUAGGCGUCUAUGCCUUCGGCCUGUUCACCACCACCAUCUUCGCAAACGCCGGCCAGGUAGUGACAGGAAACCAGGCGCCUCACUUCCUGUCUGCCUGCCGUCCAAACUACACAGCGUUAGGCUGCCAGUCCACCAUGCAGUACAUCGCAGAGCGCCGUGCCUGUACAGGCAACCCGUUGGUUGUCAUGUCUGCACGGAAAUCCUUCCCGUCCAAGGACGCAGCGCUCAGCGUCUUCUCCGCAGUGUACACAGUGAUGUACGUGACACUGGUGUUCAAGACCAAAGGCACGCGGCUGACCAAGCCCACCAUCAGCCUCAGCCUGCUCUGUCUGGCCAUGCUAGUAGGCGUGGUCAGGGUGGCUGAGUACCGCAACCACUGGGCUGACGUCCUGGCGGGUUUCUUCACCGGAGGAGCCAUCGCUGUGUUUCUGGUGACCUGUGUGAUUAACAAUUUCCAGCAGAUGCAGCCCAGUCCUCCUCCACCACGACCCCAUCGCCCCGAGUCCGUGCUGGGCAUGCCGAUGGUGACGCUUCCCUGUGUGGAGAGUCCACUCGAAAAACUCCGCGGGGAUCUCCGUUCACCGAGAUCACAUGACCAUCAGCCCUAUCGGUUCCCCGCCACCCCCGAUGUCCUCAUACCGUCUCGCUCCAUUUCCAGCGAAGUCUAGACCAGUCGGAGCAGCACUCGCCGCACUGCGCCGCCCAUCCGGCUGGGCGGUACGCAACGCUGCACCGCUCCUAUUCCACACAGGUCUAGACCUCCCCCUAAUACACACACACACACACAUACACACACCCUACCCUGUUGCCCUCUCAACCCCCGGGGAACCGAUAGGCAAACUCUUCAAAGACUUUCUCUUUGCUGGACUCCCAGUAAAGUUAAGAGCUUAACAUUCAGUGCAGAGUCAGGUACAUCUCUUCUUUUUCAUUUUGAAUAUUAUAAUUAAAGACUUUUGUUUUUAACUUUUUUUCUCCUAUAAACUCAUGUGAAGCUCACUUUCAUCUUCAGUGGUGUGCUCUGUGAGGAAGAACACAUCAAACUGUGACCCCUGAGAAUGUUUUUUUUUUGUUCGGUAUGAAUGAGUUUUCACGUACUUAAAGGAGGCAGGUGCUGAAAGCUAAAUGUGACGGUGGACUCCCUGUGUGACUCCCAGGAUGCAGCUUUGAUGUCUGCAGUCAAGAGGUUGCCAUGUUGGACCAAAGAAACAGGCUGAAGGAUAUGUGUGCUGCUGAGAUUUACCCAUAAAAACCCAUAGCAAGCCAUACACACGCACACUCUCUCUCUCUCUCUCUCUCUCUCUCUACUUUCUCCCUUGGUGUCUUUCUCUCACCCUCUGUCCUUAUCUCAUCCAAUUCACACACCCUUACACACCCUCUCACACACACACACACACACUGUAGUCUGAGUAGCAGUGCCCUACUCAGCACGGCAUGAGGUUUACUCAGAUCAAAGAACCCAUUUCGUAUCUCUCAGCAGAAGCACCAGACAAAAGCAAACAGGAUGAAAGUACCGACAUCUUCAUCUGGCUUUCUUCUUCAUGUUUUUUUUUUUUAUCUCUCAGAUGGUUGCAGCUUCGCCAAAAAACCAUGUGAAAUACAAACACAUUUGAUAAGACAAAGCCAAGCUCCCGACUGCAGGUGGCACAACAGUGAGCCAAAUAAAGUGCAUCGCAUUCAGGAGCAAAUAUUUGUUUUUUGUAUUCUUUCGAGACGAGGAGCCUUCAUACAAAACACUUUCUGUGAUGCCAACAGACAGUAUUUUUUUUUUCUUGUAUUUUUUUUUUUUUUCACUCAUGAACGGCAUUGCUCUCCCUGAACUGGAAUUUCUUUCUUGCCAAAUCUUUAAAAGAUUUGCUACAGUCAUGUAAUUAUUGUGAUUAAUUUCUGAUAUUUUAUUAACAGAUUUAUUUAUUGACAUGUAUAUACUGUGUGGUUGCCAUAAGCACUCCGUGUGGCGUGACAGUUUUGCUGAUUUUGAUUUGCACACUCCCUCGAAUCCAUGUUUUUUUAUUCUCCCUCCUCUUCCUCUCCCAACACUCUUUAUUUACAACCUCUGUUUAGCUCUCCUCUGUGUGAUAUCUUGACUAUAAUACCAUCACUGUGCUGUGAAAUGUUUCCCUCUGCUGGACGACACACACACACACACACACACACACACACACACACAAGAAUAAAGACCUGUUUUACAGAGCAGACAUAUAUUGAAACAUAUUCAAAAGCGCACACGCACAAUCACACUUAUAUUCCCUAGCCUAGUUGUUACUGUACGUCCCUUCCCCUUGUUACACUUUCUAACACUGAAACCUAUUUGUAUGAUAUUGUACAUAACUCUUUUUUGUAUUGAGAGUGUGGUUUUUACACGAGCAUCACAACACUCAGUAUAGAGAUUGGGGAAAAUGUUGUAUUUAUUAUGAUGAUAGAGAACAGUGUGUAUGAAGGUGCUUAACCACUCUGAACCUACACUGGAUCAGCUGGAAAACAGCCAGAUGGCUCACUCUUUGAAUCAAACUACAUGCCCACUGGACCAAGGUUAGACUGGGAGAGUUGUUUACUUAUAGUUUAUAACAUACUGUGUGUUCAUUGAGUUAUGGAAGUGAAGCCCUUUCUGUUUUGAAUUCUCACACGAGCAUAAAUCGUAGAGUUUUUCCCUCUUUUGUUGUCAAAUCUUCAGACACGUACAUGGUCUUAUGUUAGCUCACACAGCCAAAUGUAAAAGUCAAGAAAGCUAGCAUAGGGCAAGCUAACAAAAAUACAAUGUUAAAGCAGCAAUUUAUCUUUUUUUAAUUUUUUGGUUACUUGGGAAUACCUAGCUGUGAACACAACAUUUACAUAAUCACUUUCCAAUGUUGUGACUAACUUAGCCUACAGGUGCUUAUUUACACAUUACCCAGUAGACACAGUGCAACAUUAGCAUUUAUCUGGAGUCGUCUUUCUGGCCACCUGAUAAAUGUAAACUCCUCUUUAUUCGCUAAAUGCUCACCUGUGUCCACCAGCUAUACAGUUAGCUAACUGUGUCUGCAGUUUAGCACUGGGCAGCCAGCAUACAGUAGAUUUUUCACAGCUGCCUGCUGCUAGAAACAAAGGUUGAGAACGUUACAUACCACACUACUACAUUUUAGUGUGCAUGUUCUGCUACAUUUGCACCGGACAGUGUAGUUAAAUCAAAACAACGAGCUGAAAGAUGCUAAAACUCUCACUAUCUUCAACGCUUAACCCUAUCACAUUAGAUAUGGUUAUUUGAUCCAUUGUUAAAAAAAUAUAUUGAUGAGUGCAACUUUAAGAAUUUUAAUCUUAAACUUGUGUGGUAAAAUCUAGAUAGUCUAACAGACAACUACUUGCUAACAUGUUAGCCAAGAUGAUAAUAUGUCUGGUUUAUAGCUUGUUCAGUUGAUCUAAAAUCAUUUAAUGCUGCUUAAUAUCCCUGUUGUAUUAAGCUUAAUUGACUUUAACAUUCGGCUGUGUGAGAUAACAUAAGACCACAAACGUGUCUGUCGAUCUGACAACAAAGAAGAGAGAAAACUGUAUUCACUUUUAGUAUUUCCUCUGUGUGCAUGAGACAAAGUAUCAUGAAUGACACCAGGAAGUUGUUUUUUAUAUAUAACUUUGCAGUAUAGCCAUUAAAGGUAUGUGCUGAAUUACCCUUACAUAUUAUUAUUAUUAUUAUUAUUAUUAUUAUUAGAAAGAUGGUGCAGAGAUCUUUUGAGCAUCUUGUACUUUGAUUGAAAAGAAAAAUCAUGAAAACUGUGACAUUCUGGUGGUGCAGAGAGCACAUAUACCACAAACCUGCAACGUUGUGAAUUUGAGUCAGACUCAUGACCUUUGCUGCAUGACAUCCCUUUGUUUCAGACUUUUCCUCAUUGCUUUUCAGUCUUUAUUGACCCGAUGAAGCAUAAAUGCCUUAAAAUAAUCUUAAUGGAAAAAUGUAACAACAGAAAACACAUUAAGUACUUUCAGUGACAACCUAUAAUUCUAAGUACAAGCUUCUCAUUUGUGCAAAAUCUCAGUAACUCUUCACCCAUGCAGUCAGUUUCUGAAUCAGUGUUCACUGUGUGAGCACUGCUUUAGUACAAAUAAAUAAACACCUAAAGAAAAACACCCUUCAGCAGCCAGAUUCCCUUCAGGUCAGAAUAUGUUCUCCUCUGGUUCAACCGUCAACACUGCAGCUUUACUUUUCCUGUAAAGUCUGUAGUUACUGUAGUUAAAUCAAAGAACAAACACGCCGCAGUUGACUGACAUGUGAAUAAAAAGCACCGGUCUCCUUCAGAUCUGCAACUCUGGGGGAGAAACACAUUUCCUUUGAUCCUGUUGCAGCAAACCCUCUGUUUUGUAAAGAU